This is a messenger RNA of Populus euphratica (Euphrates poplar), 2344 nucleotides long. Its product is annotated as Pentatricopeptide repeat (PPR) superfamily protein. The transcript has a single exon. Bases 167 to 2077 code for a protein of 636 amino acids. The record is from RefSeq and is a predicted model, not a curated record. Lineage: Eukaryota; Viridiplantae; Streptophyta; Magnoliopsida; Malpighiales; Salicaceae. Gene Ontology annotation, molecular function: zinc ion binding; RNA binding; protein binding. Gene Ontology annotation, biological process: RNA modification.
UUGAUCUCUUGGGCAGGGCUUAGGCCCCCGUCUCUAUAAACAAAAACGGCAGACCCAAAAGCGAACAAAACCUGGUUAGCCGGUGGUAGCAAAACAUAAACCCUAUCUCUUUAACUCAAAUCGUUUCUCUUUCAAUCAUAACAAAGGUAACAGAAAGAAGCAUCAAAUGACACCAGCCUUCCAUCUCUUUAACUCAAACCGUUCUUCUCUCAAUCUCCAACACUACCUCUGUCUUUCUCAUUACACCACCACAACACCUCCAUCAAUUGCAAAACAAUUCCAAGAACAUCAUCGUCAUCAACAAAACCAAACAAACCCUCUCCUUUCAAGCCUUGAAAGAAAAAGCCACCAACGUUUGAUUUCCCUCAUAAAAUCAUGCACCCAAAAGUCCCAUUUGCUCCAAAUCCAUGGCCAUCUAAUCCGCAACUCGCUCCUUCACUACCCUGCCAUUUCUCUCCCUUUCUUGUCUGGCAUGGCACUCUCUCCCAUCCGAGAUAUAUCAUAUUCCCGCCAAUUUUUUUCUCAAAUUCCGAACCCAUCUGUAUUUCUAUACAACACAUUAAUAAGAGCUUAUUCUAUGAGUAACUCUCCUAUUGAAGGGUUCUUUAUGUACCAAGAAAUGAGAAAGAAUGGUUUACGUGCAGAUCCUGUAACUUUAUCUUUUGUUAUCAAGUGUUAUAUUAGAGUUAGUUCGUUAAUUGGUGGUGAACAGGUUCAUGCAAGGAUUUUAAGUGAUGGGCAUCAAUUUGAUAGCUUGCUGCUUACUAACCUGAUGGAUUUGUAUUCGCUUUGCGAUAAGGGUAGCGAAGCUUGCAAAGUGUUUGAUGAAAUGCGUCAAAGAGACACUAUUGCUUGGAACGUGUUAAUUUCUUGUUAUAUGCGUAAUCGUAGGACUAGAGAUGUUUUGGUUAUAUUUGAUGGUAUGCUGAGUGGUGAGCUCGGAUGUGAACCGGAUGAUGUAACAUGCUUGCUUCUACUCCAAGCAUGUUCAAACUUGGGCGCGUUAGAAUUUGGUGAGAAGGUCCAUCGUCAUAUUGUGGAACGAGGAUAUGAUAAUGCGACCAACUUGUGUAAUUCGCUUAUAGCAAUGUAUUCGCAGUUUGGGAAUUUGGACAAGGCUUUUGGUGUGUUUAAGGGCAUGCACAAUAAGAAUGUGGUUACAUGGAGUGCUAUCAUUUCUGGUCUUGCUAUGAAUGGAUACGGGAGAGAAGCUAUUGGAGCAUUUGAAGAGAUGCUAAAAAUGGGUGUUUUGCCUGAUGAUCAGACCUUUACUGGAGUUCUGUCCGCUUGUAGUAAUUGUGAGUUGGUUGAGAAGGGGAUGAUAAUCUUUGCUAGAAUGAGCAAGGAAUUUGGGAUAGUGCCAAAUAUUCAUCAUUAUGGAUGUAUGGUUGACCUUCUCGGGCGUGCUGGUCAGCUUCAUCAAGCAUAUCAGCUUAUAAUGUCAAUGAGGGUCAAACCAGAUUCAACCAUAUGGAGGACCUUACUUGGGGCUUGUAGAAUUCAUCGCAAUGUUAUACUUGGAGAACAUGUUGUUGAACAUUUGAUUGAACUUAAGGCUCAAGAGGCUGGUGAUUAUAUUUUAUUGUUCAAUUUGUAUUCUUCCGUUGACAAUUGGAAGAAGGUGACAGAAUUGAAGAAGUUCAUGAAGGAGAAGGGAAUCCAAACCACACCUGCCUCUAGUUCAAUUGAAUUGAAAGGUAAGGUCCAUGAGUUCGUUGUGGAUGAUGUUUCUCAUCCACAAAAGGAUGAGAUUUAUGAGAUGUUGGACGAGAUUAGUAAGCAGCUGAAGAUUGCUGGUUAUGUUGCUGAAAUAAUAUCCGAGUUGCCCAAUUUAGAUGCAGAAGAAAAAAGGUAUGUUCAUUCUUAUCAUAGUGAGAAGUUGGCUAUAGCUUUUGGAGUUCUUGCAACACCACCAGGCACGACAAUCAGAAUAGCGAAGAAUCUCAGAAUUUGUGUUGAUUGCCACAAUUUUGCCAAGAUCCUUUCAGGGGUUUAUAACAGACAAGUAAUUAUUACAGAUCAUACUCGGUUCCAUCAUUUUCGAGGAGGACACUGCUCAUGCAGUGAUGAUUGGUAAUGAUACUUUGAUAAUAACUUCGUGAGUUUGAACUUUGAUAAACAUUCUCACAAGUUAGUCGGCAGCUGGGAAGCUUUCUUGCAAACGCUAUGCUCAUUGAUAAGAAAUUUUGGAUUGCAGUCAACCCAUUUGAUUUGGCGAGGCAGAUUUUCACUCUGAAUACUUCUAAUUGUGUGCAGUCCAUAUGUGAAAGACACCCAAAUAUGGUUUAUGACGAUGCACUCUGAAGUUUUCAAAACAUGAAAGGAGAAGGAGGAUUUUGGAACU